UGGGAUAUCAGUAGGCAAUGGGCUAUCAGAAGGCAAUGGGAUACUAGAAGGCAAUGGGAUAUCAGUAGACAAUGGGAUAUCAGUAGACAAUGGGACACCAGAAGGCAGCACUGGGAUAUCAGUAGGCAAUGGGCUAUCAGAAGGCAGUGGGAUACUAGAAGGCAAUGGGAUAUCAGUAGACAAUGGGAUAUCAGUAGACAAUGGGAC
This is a messenger RNA of Lottia gigantea (owl limpet), 207 nucleotides long. RefSeq lists its product as hypothetical. The transcript has 2 exons. The record is from RefSeq and is a predicted model, not a curated record. NCBI's taxonomy places the organism in Eukaryota, Metazoa, Mollusca, Gastropoda, Lottiidae. The annotation marks the transcript as partial.